Messenger RNA from Chionomys nivalis (European snow vole), 726 nucleotides. RefSeq names its product zinc finger protein 200 (gene Znf200). The record is from RefSeq and is a predicted model, not a curated record. NCBI's taxonomy places the organism in Eukaryota, Metazoa, Chordata, Mammalia, Rodentia, Cricetidae.
AUGAUGUCACCGGAAACAAGAUUGCAGAGGAAAUCUUCAGAUAUGGAUGCAGUGAGUUGUUCUUGGGUUUCUGAGCAACCUCCAGCUUGCCAAGAAGAAAGAGUAAACACACCCAUUCCACAGCAGAAGAAACUGAGAAGCCUUCUAGUUACAACUGAAAAUAAUUCUCCACUGGAAGAUGUCUCAAAAUAUGUGGACAUUAAUAUUACUACACUUUAUCAAGAUGAGAAAACAAAGACAUUGGGUACGUGUCCUGCUGGGAAGCAGUUUGCUGAAAGUUCUUCUCUUAUUUCCCACCAGAGGAUUCACACUGGUGAGAAGCCCUAUGACUGUAGCCACGGUGGAAAAGAAUUCAAUCAUGAAACAAACCUUAAAAAGCACAAAUGAAUCCAUACAGGGGAGAAACCCUAUUCCUGUUCUCAGUGUGGUAGAAACUUUGAUCAGAAUUUUCAUCAGAGUCGCCAUGAAGGAAUUCAUGCAGGAGAGAAAAUAUUUUAGUGUCCAGAAUGGGGGAAAACCUUCCCCCAAAAUGAAGAAUUUGUAAUUCAUCUGCAGAGUCACGAGGCUGAGAGAUCAUACACAUUGCAACAACAACAAGGAAGUGGGAGAAGGGAGAUUGGUCAGUUGUCACUCAGCUUCUCAGCCCCAGGAGCAGAGCUGGGAUCAGGAAAGGGCCCGCCUCUGCCUGAAAAGUUUUACAAAGAAUUAAGAAUCCAAACAUUUUAA